AUGGCGUCCUCAAACGGCAAAGAAAGUGCAAAAAUGACAGCUUCUGUUGACAGUUUAAAACUGUCGAGUAAAAAUACAUCCGUGUGUUCAUCGAAGCAUGCGUCUUCAGAAUCAGUGUUAUCAAGAAAAGACAAGGAGUGCUUGCAAAUGCAAGAAUGCAAGAAGAAACUUCUUGCAAUGGAGCCGCAGAUUAUAAUAAGAGAUGAAAAUGUGGUGUUAAGAUCCCCGCCGCAGAAGAAAAUUGUGAUGCCGCCUACGAUCAACCCGGAGGUAAGCUUUCAAUAUUUAAAUAAGGUAAUAAGGAGGGAUGAUGGCCCCGGGUGCGAUCCCAAUCCACAACGUUGGCUUAACACUAACUGUCUGAGGUAA
Messenger RNA from Arctia plantaginis, 369 nucleotides. The record is from the annotation of a GenBank genome assembly. NCBI's taxonomy places the organism in Eukaryota, Metazoa, Arthropoda, Insecta, Lepidoptera, Erebidae.